Messenger RNA from Dendroctonus ponderosae (mountain pine beetle), 702 nucleotides. RefSeq names its product protamine-like. The transcript has 3 exons. The coding region runs from base 141 to 614 and encodes 157 amino acids. Lineage: Eukaryota; Metazoa; Arthropoda; Insecta; Coleoptera; Curculionidae. The record is from RefSeq and is a predicted model, not a curated record.
GCCCGUGGAAACGUUUGUUUGAAAAAAUUGUCAAAUUUUGUCAAAACUCCAAAAUGCGUAAAUCAAAUUUCAAGUUGUGCUUAAUAAUGUGAUAAUUUUUUUAAUUCAAAAUUUUACGUAUUAUUCGUUCCAUUCUCGGCAUGAGCCGAUCUUGCUCAAGGUCCGGCUGUAGGCACAUUCCGGUUAGCGUAUACUGCGGGAAAAAAGGUAGGAGUAGAAGUCGUAGGAGAAGAAGCAGUCGGAAAUGCAGAUCCAGAUUCAGAAGAAGGAGAUCCAGUCGUCGGUCAUGUGGAAAACGAUCUCGUAGGAGAUCCAGGAGAAGGAGGGGGCGCAAAUGUAGACCAGGAGUAAAAACAAAAAACCCUUUCCUUAACUACUUGCGAGUGUUCAGGAAGAAACACUGUCGAUGGCCUCAAAGUAAAAUUGCGGUGGAAGGCGCAAAAUGCUGGUGUAAGAUGAAUGACCAAGAGAGGCACAAAUUCUAUAAACAAGCAUGCAGUAUGAGGAAGAAAGGUAAGGGGAAACGUAGACGACGGAAAUCUCGAUCGAGAGGUCGUUGUGGGAAACGUAGACGAAGAAGCAGAAGACGCAAGAAGAAGACCUGCCCCAUGUAAACGCUGGACGUAUCUGGAUGUUGGUAACAGAAAAGUUUCAAAAUAUGUAUUGCCGUAGUGUGUCAUACCAGUAAAUGUCUUUGGAUAA